GGACUGAAAGCCAUUGCAUUCAAUAUAGGGCGGUUUAAAUCUGCGGAUGACAGCUAACCUUCAUGUGGAAAUAGCGUUGCUUUCACACUUGCAUUUUUGUUUUUCAUCCUUUUUCACGGGUUCAAUCUUCCUUUUCAUUUUCCUUUUCCUUUUCCUUUUUCUUUCCCUUCUGCCACCAUCAUCUCCAUCACUUUUCACAUCUUGUUACUCUCUCACUUUGGUUCUGCUCAUCAUCCCUCUCUGGCUGCUUUAAUUCUGUGUUCUUCAGUUUUGUCUUCAUGGGGUGUUGCUUCAGUGCUAGGAUCAAAGCUGAGAGCCCUCCACGAAAUGGUUUGAAUUCCAAGGAUGAUGGCUUGAGCAGCAAGGUCUCCACCCCCUCAGUGCCACCAACUCCACGGACGGAGGGUGAGAUCUUGAAGUCCUCCAACAUGAAGAGCUUCACCUUUGGUGAGCUUAAAAUUGCUACUAGGAACUUUCGUCCGGAUAGUGUGGUGGGUGAAGGUGGGUUUGGUUGUGUUUUUAAGGGGUGGAUUGAUGAGCAGUCACUUGCACCAGUUAGACCAGGGACUGGAAUGGUCAUUGCUGUGAAGAGGCUUAACCAAGAAGGUUUGCAGGGACACAGUGAAUGGUUGACAGAAAUCAAUUACCUGGGGCAGCUGCAUCAUCCUAAUCUCGUGAAACUGAUUGGUUACUGCUUAGAGGAUGACCAAAGGCUUUUGGUGUAUGAGUUUUUGACCAAAGGAAGUUUGGAUAAUCAUCUGUUUAGGAGAGCUUCUUAUUUUCAACCACUUUCUUGGAACAUCCGUAUGAAGGUUGCUCUUGAUGCUGCUAAGGGUCUUGCAUAUCUUCAUAGCGAUGAAGCAAAAGUGAUAUAUCGAGACUUCAAAACUUCAAAUAUCUUGCUUGAUUCAGCUUACAAUGCAAAACUUUCUGAUUUUGGCUUGGCAAAGGAUGGACCAGCUGGUGAUAAGAGCCAUGUCUCUACAAGGGUAAUGGGCACAUAUGGCUAUGCCGCUCCUGAAUAUAUGGCCACAGGUCACUUAACCAAAAAGAGUGAUGUAUACAGCUUUGGGGUAGUUCUCCUUGAAAUCAUGUCUGGAAAACGUGCACUUGACAACAACAGGCCAUCUGGGGAGCACAAUUUAAUUGAGUGGGCCAAACCAUACCUCAACAGCAAACGCAGGAUCUUCCAAGUCAUGGAUGCACGCAUUGAAGGCCAAUACACAUUGCGUGAAGCAAUGAAAGUAGCUAACCUUGCAGUUCAAUGCCUAUCUGUGGAACCAAGAUUUAGACCAAAAAUGGAUGAAGUGGUGAGAACAUUGGAAGAACUUCUGGAUUCUGAUGACAAAGCUGGCGAAGGAAGCUCAAGAGGUCAAGCUGUCAAAAGGAAUGGCCAUAGCUCAAGUAGCAGUGGCCCAAGACAACACAGAAGUAAACAUCAUCGUGAAACAACAGUGACACACAAGUAAAAAUGAAUGCUGAUUUAAUGCUGUGGGUGUCUGAUUUUGCUCGAUUUGGUAUCCUGUAUAUCAUCAUGAACUUAAGCAUGUUUUAUGAUGUGUUAUUGCUGUACAGAUUUUGAUUCAGUAAAAUUAUUAAAAAUUUCAUUUCUUUCG
This is a messenger RNA of Abrus precatorius (Indian licorice), 1616 nucleotides long. Its product is annotated as receptor-like cytoplasmic kinase 176. The transcript has 6 exons. Gene Ontology annotation, biological process: protein phosphorylation. Lineage: Eukaryota; Viridiplantae; Streptophyta; Magnoliopsida; Fabales; Fabaceae. Bases 279 to 1469 code for a protein of 396 amino acids. The record is from RefSeq and is a predicted model, not a curated record. Gene Ontology annotation, molecular function: ATP binding; protein kinase activity.